GGUUAGGGAGACACAGAAGUGGGGUGAAGGUAUCGCAUCACCCACUGGACGGGAUAUUGAUGGCAAGUACCUUGAUCAGAAUGAGCAAGACUUGAAGACGAGGUACGUAAAGUUUCAGAAAGACUGGCCCUUAUUUGGCAUCACGUUAAUGUGUGAUUCAUGGACUGGUCUGACGAGGAUGAGUGUCAUCAACUUUUUGAUAUAUUGCAAUGGGGUCAUGUGGUUCCAUAAGUCUAUUGAUGCGACUGGAAGAAUUCAAAAUGCUGCAUAUUUGUUCAAGGAGAUUCGAAAGGUGGUGGAAGAGAUUGGACCGGAGAAUGUCGUGCACGUAGUCACCGACAACGGCUCGAAUUACAAAAAAGCAUGCAAUGAACUACUAAGUGAUCUACGUGAGGCUACGGGGAAUGAUUCCAUCAGCGAUUGGGCACGUCAAAAUAUAGGUGACACUCACCUAGGGAAGAGAAAGUUGCACAAGGGGCCUAAGAAGGGUGACUCGAAGCGUCGAAAAGGCAAAGGAACAGCAAAACCAGUGAGCAGCGACACCGAGACUGAUGAUGGCGAAGGUGAGCGUAGUCCUCCGUAUCAGGAGUCCGAGGAUAGCAGCUCGGCCGAUGAUGGUGAUGAUGGUGACGGUGCUCAGCCUAAUGCUGGUGGUGGAGGUAGUGGUGCUGAUGAUGCUGCUGGUGGUAGUGGUCAUGCUCGUGGUGUUUGUUUCACAGGUAUAUAUUGCACAUAUAAAUACACAUAUAUUUCUGACUAUUGACUACUAAUUAUGAAAUAUGGUUGAUUGCAGGGGAAACUCAGUUCACACAUGCUACUCAGGACACCGACCAUGGAGCACCGCAAUCGCAGAGGAGAACAGGUGGACCGAC
Molecule: messenger RNA, 872 nt
Organism: Panicum virgatum (switchgrass)
Lineage: Eukaryota; Viridiplantae; Streptophyta; Magnoliopsida; Poales; Poaceae
Exons: 4
Coding region: 149-763 (204 amino acids)
Source: RefSeq, a predicted model, not a curated record